GAAUCUUCUUCGUCAGAGCAUAGGAGCGCUCACCUGAAGCAGAGCAGUAUGGGAGCAUCAUCCAGUUUACUGGAUGAAAAUAAAUCCAACUAUAUAAAAGGGCAAGUGGACGAGAAAAUGAAGGAGUUUGCACCGAUUUAUAGGAAACAAUAUUCUCUGGCUUACCUGUCCCAGAUCCGAGAUGAAUUUGAGCAACGCAAAGAGGAGCGCACACAGUUUCUCAAACAACGGGCCUCUCCAGAACCUGGAAAGGUGCUGUAUGAAGAGAAUGUGCAUUGCUUUGAUGACAGCAGGAGGUGGAAGGUUAGAUAUAUAGUAAUCCGUGCCACUUACGUCCUGGAGUGCUACGAGAGCUACAAGACGUUUUUAAAAGGGUCAGCUCCACUACACAGACUGAUGCCUACAGGGGGCACCAUUCUGACUACAGAAGAGAAAUACAUGGAAAUGAUUGACCAGUGCUGCCCUUGCACUAACAAUGUCCAGGAAGAUUUUGCACCUCCUGUGGUGGGCAUGCCAGGGCAGUUCCCGGUUUAUCUUAGACUUCCAUACCGCCAGGAUUUCUAUUUCUGUUUCCGAGAUGAGAACUUUCAAGUUGAAUUCAUCUCCAUCUUAUCUGACUGUGUUCGCCACCAGAACAAAGAUUUUCUCAAGAAGAAGACAUGUGAGGUUAAGGCUUUUCUCAAAGCCAUUCAGCUCUAUGGGCAGAAGAAAGGCCAGUAUGAAUCAUGGGAUAUGCUCACAGGCAGUGAUGUGCGGGGUCUUGCUAAUCUGUUCAUGGAAGACUUGAUGCCCUAUCUGGAGAAAGAACUGCAGCCAUGUUUGAAGAGCAAGAGGGCAGACAAGAGGAGAGUGUGGUUUGCGAUGGUUGAAGCUGCUUAUUUCCUGCUGCAAGAGCAUCUGCUGGAGAGGAUAUCCUCACUGAAGCAGGAGUGCCAAGAGAUGGUGAAACAGCAGGAGGUGCUCAUGCGCUCUGAUAUGGACCAGAUCACCAGCUCAAGAGCAUUCCUGGAGGGCAAACUCAGAGUAUUUGAUUAUGACAGCAGCACAGUGAGGAAGAGGAUCUUGCAGGAGGCUUUGAUCAACAUCACUCUACCCAGCAUCAAGAAGCACCUGGCCCCAUCCUUUAUAGAGGAACUACCCAAAUUUGAGCAAUACAUAUUUGCUGAUUAUACAAACUUCAUUAAUGUGGAAAACGUGUACGAGGACAUUAUCCAGGAGAUACUGGAAAAAGACGUCAGCAUGGUGGUCAAGGAGGCAGCCAGCAAGAAGAAAUUCAACCUGUUCACAGAGAGCAGGUACAAUUUCAGUGUGUCCAGCUUAUCCUUCACACCCCCAGGAUCCGCACCCAGCAGCCCAGCACGCUUAAAUACAUCCCCAAGCCUGCGCACGCCCCUGCCGCCCUCCCCGCUGCUGGGCAACGGCCUGACAGCAGACAAAUCCGUGACUGUUCACUUGUCAGAAAAUAGUGCAAAGGGUCAAGCUCUGACUAUCAUGGAAAAAAUCGAUGAAGGAGAAAGGACACUCUUAGAGGAGAGCAGUGAUGACGUAUUUUUCACUGCUGAAACAUCAACCUCGGAUACAUCAGCUGAGACUAAACCAGAACUCACCACAGACGCCAUGGAAGCUUCGGUCUGUUCCACCCCUUUAGUUAAGGAAACAGAAGCUGUAGAAAGUGCUGGUACUAGUGAUUCACCAAAAGGAGUUGAUGCAACUUCUUCAGACUUUGCUUAUAAACCCACAGUAGUAAUCAACCCAAUCUGUAUGAAAACCUCUGGUUCUGAUGAUGAGCCUGCUGAAACUGAGGAUCACAGGAAAGAAACGAUAAAGAUGUCAAAUGAUCAAGCCCAAAUGAAUUCACCAACAUGUGAUGAAAGCACAUAUCCGAUCGCAGUAUGUUUAUCUAUUGAAGAUGCAAAAGAUGGAGAUAUCUACAAAGAGUUCACAGGCAAACAUAUCAUGGAUCUUUCAGAAAAAGCCUCAGAAUCCCAGUCGUCACCAAACCUAGAGGAUGAAACCAGGCCCCUGGACUGUGUGAAGGAGAUCCGUGACCUUGUAGUGGAGGUUAUUGAAAUAGAGGAUGUGGUUCAGCCUUCCAAAGAAAAUGGAGAAAAAGUUCAAGUUCAAACGUUUGAGGAACAAGAUGCUGUAGUUUAAGUUUCAAUGACCAUGUCGGGUCGGGAUUCAAAACUUAUUCACCUCUCCAUUUUCUGUGAGAGGAGACAAAUUGUACAUUUUGAAGUUGGCUUCAUCAUUGUGCAGAAGGUAAUUAUAGUUUACUGUAGAUAUAUGUGUCUAUAUACGGCACCUUUCAAAAGUUUGGGAUCAGGAAGAUUUUUUUAAAAGAAAUUAA
Molecule: messenger RNA, 2350 nt
Organism: Sinocyclocheilus anshuiensis
Lineage: Eukaryota; Metazoa; Chordata; Actinopteri; Cypriniformes; Cyprinidae
Product: protein Niban-like
Exons: 11
Coding region: 49-2154 (701 amino acids)
Source: RefSeq, a predicted model, not a curated record